Molecule: messenger RNA, 2955 nt
Organism: Psylliodes chrysocephalus
Lineage: Eukaryota; Metazoa; Arthropoda; Insecta; Coleoptera; Chrysomelidae
Source: the annotation of a GenBank genome assembly
AUGAAUAAAAAACGAGAUCAGUUUGAACACUUUUGGAAUAAGACUCAAAACAUUCGCUUAGAACAUGAAAGAAAGAGAAAUAGCAUUUAUAAUGCGACAGAGAGACCUUCUAUCGUCGAUUAUACGCCGAAAUUUUUGAUAUUUUACAACAACUCUCGAUUUCGAAACUUUAAUGAAUUAAAAUUUGUUGAAUUGUGCAAUUUUAAUAUUAGUAACUACGAUUCAUCAAAAUUUCCAUCGGAAGCUUUUAAUUCACUAAAAUUAAAGUAUGGAAAUUUUUUCUAUAUUCCAGAAUUAGAGUUCCAGUUAAGUGUUGUUUCUGAAACAACUGAAGUUAAUGAUAAAAAGACGCCCAUCAAUGUGUCAAAUUUUUUUAUAACAACUGGUUUAAAUAAGUCUCUUUGUGAAGUCGUCAAGUUGUGUGAAUUAGUACUAACCAUCCUAGCCACAAAAGGUUUAGAAUGUUUAGAAUGUUUGGAAUGUUUAGAAUGUUUAGAAUGUUUAGAAUGUUUAGAAUGUUUAAAAUGUUUAGAAUGUUUAGAAUGUUUAAAAUGUUUAGAAUGUUUAGAAUGUUUAGAAUGUUUAGAAUGUUUAGAAUGUUUAGAAUGUUUAGAAUGUUUAGAAUGUUUAGAAUGUUUAGAAUGUUUAGAAUGUUUAGAAUGUUUAGAAUGUUUAGAAUGUUUAGAAUGUUUAGAAUGUUUAGAAUGUUUAGAAUGUUUAGAAUGUUUAGAAUGUUUAGAAUGUUUAGAAUGUUUAGAAUGUUUAGAAUGUUUAGAAUGUUUAGAAUGUUUAGAAUGUUUAGAAUGUUUAGAAUGUUUAGAAUGUUUAGAAUGUUUAGAAUGUUUAGAAUGUUUAGAAUGUUUAGAAUGUUUAGAACGUUUAGAAUGUUUAGAACAAUGUUUAGAAUGUUUAGAAUGUUUAGAAUGUUUAGAAUGUUUAGAAUGUUUAGAAUGUUUAGAAUGUUUAGAAUGUUUAGAAUGUUUAGAAUGUUUAGAAUGUUUAGAAUGUUUAGAAUGUUUAGAAUGUUUAGAAUGUUUAGAAUGUUUAGAAUGUUUAGAAUGUUUAGAAGGUUUAGAACGUUUAGAACGUUUAGAACGUUUAGAACGUUUAGAACGUUUAGAAUGUUUAGAAUGUUUAGAAUGUUUAGAAUGUUUAGAAUAUUUAGAAUGUUUAGACUGUUUAGAAUGUUUAGAAUGUUUAGAAUGUUUAGAAUGUUUAGAAUGUUUAGAAUGUGUAGAAUGUUUAGAAUGUUUAGAAUGUUUAGAAUGUUUAGAAUGUUUAGAAUGUUUAGAAUGUUUAGAAUGUUUAGAAUGUUUAGAAUGUUUAGAAUGUUUAGAAUGUUUAGAAUGUUUAGAAUGUUUAGAAUGUUUAGAAUGUUUAAAAUGUUUAGAAUGUUUAGAAUGUUUAGAAUGUUUAGAAUGUUUAGAAUGUUUAGAAUGUUUAGAAUGUUUAGAAUGUUUAGAAUGUUUAGAAUGUUUAGAAUGUUUAGAAUGUUUAGAAUGUUUAGAAUGUUUAGAAUGUUUAGAAUGUUUAGAAUGUUUAGAAUGUUUAGAAUGUUUAGAAUGUUUAGAAUGUUUAGAAUGUUUAGAAUGUUUAGAAUGUUUAGAAUGUUUAGAAUGUUUAGAAUGUUUAGAAUGUUUAGAAUGUUUAGAAUGUUUAGAAUGUUUAGAAUGUUUAGAAUGUUUAGAAUGUCUAGAAUGUUUAGAAUGUUUGUUUAGAAUGUUUAAUGUUUGUUUAGAAGAAUGUUUAGAAUGUUUAGAAUGUUUAGAAUGUUUAGAAUGUUUAGAAUGUUUAAAAUGUUUAGAAUGUUUAGAAUGUUUAGAAUGUUUAGAAUGUUUAGAAUGUUUAGAAUGUUUAGAAUGUUUAGAAUGUUUAGAAUGUUUAGAAUGUUUAGAAUGUUUAGAAUGUUUAGAAUGUUUAGAAUGUUUAGAAUGUUUAGAAUGUUUAGAAUGUUUAGAAUGUUUAGAAUGUUUAGAAUGUUUAGAAUGUUUAGAAUGUUUGUUUAGAAUUUUAGAAUGUUUAGAAUGUUUAGAAUGUUUAGAAAGUUUAGAAUGUUUAGAAUGUUUAGAAUGUUUAGAAUGUUUAGAAUGUUUAGAAUGUUUAGAAUGUUUAGAAUGUUUAGAAUAUUUAGAAUAUUUAGAAUGUUUAGAAUGUUUAGAAUGUUUAGUAUGUUUAGAAUGUUUAGAAUGUUUAGAAUGUUUAGAAUGUUUAGAAUGUUUAGAAUGUUUAGAAUGUUUAGAAUGUUUAGAAUGUUUAGAAUAUUUAGAAUGUUUAGAAUGUUUAAAUUGUUUAGAAUGUUUAGAAUGUUUAGAAUGUUUAGAAUGUUUAGAAUGUUUAAAAUGUUUAGAAUGUUUAGAAUGUUUAGAAUGUUUAGAAUGUUUAGAAUGUUUAGAAUAUUUAGAAUAUUUAGAAUGUUUAGAAUGUUUAGAAUGUUUAGAAUGUUUAAAUGUUUGUUUAGAAUGUUUAGAAUGUUUAGAAUGUUUAGAAUGUUUAGAAUGUUUAGAAUGUUUAGAAUGUUUAGAAUGUUUAGAAUGUUUAGAAUGUUUAGAAUGUUUAGAAUGUUUAGAAUGUUUAGAAUGUUUAGAAUGUUUAGAAUGUUUAGAAUGUUUAGAAUGUUUAGAAUGUUUAGAAUGUUUAGAAUGUUUAGAAUGUUUAGAAUGUUUAAAAUGUUUAGAAUGUUUAGAAUGUUUAGAAUGUUUAGAAUGUUUAGAAUGUUUAGAAUGUUUAGAAUGUUUAGAAUGUUUAGAAUGUUUAGAAUGUUUAGAAUGUUUAGAAUGUUUAGAAUGUUUAGAAUGUUUAGAAUGUUUAGAAUGUUUAGAAUGUUUAGAAUGUUUAGAAUGUUUAGAAUGUUUAGAAUGUUUAGAAUAAUGUAGUUCUAAGAUUGUUGCGCAGAGCUACGAUAGUGCUGCCGUAAUGGCUGGCCAUUUAGAAGGCCUUCAAGCUAAAGUGAAAUAG